AUGGUUUCUAAAAUGCCCAAGGUUAAGUUUAAUAAUGGAUUUGAGUGUCCUAUAUUGGGGUUAGGGACAUGGAAGUCCAAACCUGGUGAAGUAACGCAGGCUGUGAAAGACGCCAUCGACAUUGGCUACAGACACUUCGACUGCGCCUACGUGUACGGCAACGAGAAGGAAGUGGGCGCAGCAAUCACUGAGAAGAUAGGUCAGGGCGCCGUCAAACGAGAAGAGCUCUUCAUAACAUCAAAACUAUGGAACACCUUCCAUCGGCCGGAUCUAGUGCGAGGCGCACUACAGACAACUUUGUCUAACCUCAAUCUGAAAUACCUCGACCUAUACUUGAUACAUUGGCCUCUAGCAUACAAGGAAGAAGGCGAUCUUUUCCCUUCUGAUGAAAACAACAAGAUAAUCUUCUCCGAUGUUGAUUAUGUUGACACUUGGAAGGCGAUGGAGCCAUUGGUGAACGAAGGCUUGGUGAAGAGCAUUGGCAUAUCUAACUUCAACUCUAAGCAGGUGGAGAGGCUGCUGCAACACGCCACCGUCAAGCCGGUGACGAAUCAGGUAGAAUGUCAUCCAUACUUGAAUCAGAAUAAGCUGAAAGCAUUCUGCGAGGCCCGCGGUAUCGUGAUCACCGCGUAUUCCCCACUCGGCUCCCCGGACAGACCGUGGGCCAAGCCGUCCGAUCCACAACUAUUGGAAGACCCCAAACUGAAGGAAAUAGCCGACAGACUUAACAAAACUGUUGCUCAAGUACUCAUUAGAUAUCAGAUCGACCGCAACAACAUUGUGAUCCCAAAGUCUGUGAAUAAAGCUCGCAUCGCUAGCAACUUCGAUGUGUUGAACUUCAAUCUGUCACCUGAGGACAUCAAACUGAUUGACAGCUUCGAUUGUAACGGCAGACUGGUGCCUAUGACAGCAUCAUUCGGCCAUAAGCACCAUCCGUUCGAGAACGAAGAAUUUUAA
Diatraea saccharalis (sugarcane borer) is the source of this 957-nucleotide messenger RNA. NCBI's taxonomy places the organism in Eukaryota, Metazoa, Arthropoda, Insecta, Lepidoptera, Crambidae. The record is from the annotation of a GenBank genome assembly.